This is a messenger RNA of Fusarium pseudograminearum CS3096, 480 nucleotides long. RefSeq lists its product as uncharacterized. Gene Ontology annotation, molecular function: protein tag activity. NCBI's taxonomy places the organism in Eukaryota, Fungi, Ascomycota, Sordariomycetes, Hypocreales, Nectriaceae. The record is from RefSeq and is a predicted model, not a curated record. Gene Ontology annotation, biological process: protein urmylation; tRNA thio-modification. The coding region runs from base 1 to 480 and encodes 159 amino acids. The transcript is spliced from 5 exons. Gene Ontology annotation, cellular component: nucleus; cytoplasm.
AUGGCCGAAUCAGCAUCUUCCCCAAUGCUCAGCAUCGACGUGGAGUUCUCUGGCGGGCUGGAAAUGCUCUUUUCCAACAAACGACAGCACGCUCUGUCGAUUCCCGCGGCAGGCCAAGAUGGGAAACCCGCCGACAUCGCGUACUUGAUAGACCACCUAUGUCAGAACGUCAUGGACGAUUCUCGCAAGGACCUCUUCGUUCUGGACAGUCACCUUCGACCGGGCAUCCUGGUUCUCAUCAACGACGCCGAUUGGGAGCUCGAAGGCGAGGAGGCCUACGAGAUACAGAGCGGUGACAACAUCUUGUUUGUCUCGACUCUGCAUGGAGGGACGCAUACAUACAUACGCUGUUGGGAUAUGGGUACGGACGUGGACUUGAACAUGGACAUGGUAGGCAUCGAGUGCAUACACAACCAAGCCCACAUCAAGAAUGUCUCGGGCUCACUUCAAGUUUCGACAAGGCAGGACGGACGGCUCUGA